GGGCCACAAGCCCACAACCCGAGUCACUUCCGCUUUUUCCACAGUCCCACUUCAGGCCGCUAGCGUCGUCUCUCCACGCGCCGGCCGAACCGAUGGCGGCGGCACCGACGGCGGAGGCCAUGGACGUCGAGGCACCGGCUAGGCCGCCGUCCACCGUCUCGGACACCAAGUACCGCUCCCCGCACGACCUCCUGGCCGAGACCCGCGCUUCCAUCGAGAAGGUCGCCGCCCGGAUGCUCGCCAUCAAGAGGGAUGGCGUCCCCAAGUCGGAGCUCCGCGAGCUCGUCACCCAGAUGUCGCUCCUCCUCGUGACUCUCCGCCAAGUGAACAGGGAGAUACUGAUGGAGGAGGACAGGGUGAAGGCGGAGACGGAGGCCGCGAAGGCGCCGGUGGACUCCACGACGCUGCAGCUGCACAACCUGUUGUACGAGAAGAACCACUACGUGAAGGCCAUAAGGGCGUGCUUAGACUUCCAGACGAAGUACCCGGGGAUAGAGCUCGUGCCGGAGGAGGAGUUCCAGCGUGCGGCGCCGGCGGACAUCCGCGACAAGACCCUCGCUGCUGACGCGUCCCACGACCUCAUGCUCAAGCGCCUCAACUUUGAGCUCGUCCAGCGGAAAGAGUUGUGCAAGCUACAUGAGAAAUUGGAACUCCAGAGGAGCAGUUUGCUGGAGACAAUUGCUAGUCAGAAAAAGUUUCUUUCAAGCCUUCCAUCACAUUUGAAAUCACUGAAGAAAGCAUCAUUGCCAGUGCAGCAGCAGCUGGGCAUGCAACAUACCAAGAAACUAAAGCAGCACCAUGCUGCCGAGUUGCUUCCAACCCCACUUUACAUAGCAUACACUCAGUUGUUAGGGCAGAAAGAAGCAUUUGGAGAGAAUAUUGAAGUAGAGAUCAUGGGAAGCACAAAGGAUGCCCAAAUAUUUGCUCAACAGCAAGCCAAGAAGGAAAAUGCAGGAACCUUAUCAAAUGGUGACCACAACAGAAUGGACGAUGAUGUAAUUGAUGAUGAUGAAGAUGCUCAGAGAAGAAGAUCAAGAUCCAAAAAGAAUGUCAUGAAGGAAGCUAAUAAUCCUGCAGUGGCAUAUCAACUUCAUCCACUUAAACUUAUUGUCCAUGUAUAUGAUACUGAAGAUUGUAGUGCCAAACGUCGUAAACUCAUCACCCUGAGGUUUGAAUACUUGGCAAAGUUGAAUGUUGUCUGUGUCGGAAUUGAAGAAUCUGAGGGCCUGGACAAUAAUAUCUUGUGCAACCUAUUUCCAGAUGACACUGGUUUAGAGCUGCCUCACCAGAUGGCUAAGAUUUAUGCUGGGGAGUGUCCAAACUUUACUGACAAGACUGCAAGACCAUACAAGUGGGCACAGCAUCUGGCUGGUAUCGAUUUUUUGCCAGAAGUCCCUCCAUCUGUUGGGGAUGAUUCUAACAGAGCAUUGAGCAGCUCUGAUUUGUCAUCUGGGCUUGCUCUAUACCGUCAGCAGAACCGUGCAGAGACUAUUUUGCAGAGAAUCCGCUCGCGGAAAGUUGCACAGAUGGCUCUUAUGUGGCAACUUGAUUAUUUGACAAAGUUGAAGUGGCCUCGAAUAGAACAUAAGAAUACACCGUGGGCAUCACGCACCCCAUUGUGUAGUUUGCAUAGUUGGUCAUUGACAGGUUCCUUUCCUGAGCCAUUGUCUCGUUCUAGUUUGAUGGUAAGUGGGGCUGCAAGCAGUGUUGACAGUGAUCUAGAGAGAAGAUCUGUGACAAACUGGGAAGAAACUGAGAGUAUCAGAGAGGAUGGGGAGCUCCCGGUUGUCAUUCAUGCUGAGAAUGAGACAAACAGUUCUGCAAUUUUGCCCUCUGAGAUGUCGCCUGAAGUUCGGAGCCAUUCUAGAGGCUUAUCCCUAAUAUCAAAGAGUGCAACACCAUCUAAGCUAAGUGUCUCACACAGUUUUGGUAGAAAUGAGGAUGAUCUAGAUAUCUUGAUGUAUAGUGACAGUGAGUUGGAGGACCAGCCCUUCAUUCAGGAAGAAACUCAAAAAGGUAACCUAAUUAUAGACAAAUCCUGGGAGGAAUAUGCUUCCAAGGAGUUUACCAUGGUCUUGAGUAAAACUAUGAAGAAUGGUCCAAAAGUUGUGCUGGAAGCCAAGGUUAAGAUAAGCAUGGAAUAUCCAAUCAGGCCUCCCCUUUUCAGCUUACGUUUGCUCUCAGAAAAGUCCGGAACUUUGAAGUGGCUCAAUGACCUCCGUGCAAUGGAAACUGAGGUAAAUCUUCACAUCCUUAGAAGCCUACCUUCAUCGUGUGAGGAGUAUAUAUUGACUCACCAAGUUAUGUGCCUGGCUAUGCUGUUUGACAUGCAUUUUGAUGAGGAUUACGAGAAAAGAAAAGUUACUUCAGUGAUUGAUGUUGGCCUCUGCAAACCUGUUAGUGGAACCAUGCUUACUAGAUCAGUUAGGGGAAGAGACCGUCGGCAGACUAUUUAUUGGAGAGAGUUGGUGAUACCGCCCUUUCUGUCCUUCUUCUGGUACUGGCAGAACUGAGCUUACACAGAUCCCUGGUUAUGCCUGCUUUCUUGACAACAAUAGCUGACAAGUUUGCCCUCUGGCCAUGUUGACUGUCCUUCGCUAUGUUUCUGGUUAUUUUACUAUGAUCUGCAGCCUGUAGAGAGCCUAUAUGUUGUUACUACAAGGAUGACUGCAUGUAUUUUGUAUAUUGAGCUUAUCGAAAUGCAAGAGGCCUUGUCGUA
Panicum hallii is the source of this 2719-nucleotide messenger RNA. Its product is annotated as THO complex subunit 5A-like. Gene Ontology annotation, molecular function: mRNA binding. Bases 93 to 2513 code for a protein of 806 amino acids. Lineage: Eukaryota; Viridiplantae; Streptophyta; Magnoliopsida; Poales; Poaceae. The transcript is spliced from 9 exons. Gene Ontology annotation, biological process: positive regulation of DNA-templated transcription, elongation; mRNA export from nucleus. Gene Ontology annotation, cellular component: THO complex part of transcription export complex. The record is from RefSeq and is a predicted model, not a curated record.